Molecule: messenger RNA, 229 nt
Organism: Linum tenue
Lineage: Eukaryota; Viridiplantae; Streptophyta; Magnoliopsida; Malpighiales; Linaceae
Source: the annotation of a GenBank genome assembly
UCUUCCGCGCGAGCUUCUUUCCUUUCCCUCUCAACUUUCACUCUGAAACCUAAGAAAAUCCAAUCGACUUCCUCAAUCGAUCUCAUACACUGCUGCUUGCAAGUAAGAUUCCGAUCCACAAGAGCUGAGUUCACCGCAAGUGUGCUUGUUGUUCACUGUAUCUUCAGCUUGCAACUGAGAUAACAACAUACGUGUGAAGGAGAAUAAGAAGAAGAAGCAUGUUCCUGAC